Neopsephotus bourkii (Bourke's parrot) is the source of this 2812-nucleotide messenger RNA. It is a transcript of the gene TTC39C, whose product is annotated as tetratricopeptide repeat domain 39C. Bases 296 to 2026 code for a protein of 576 amino acids. Gene Ontology annotation, biological process: otolith morphogenesis; cilium assembly. The transcript is spliced from 14 exons. NCBI's taxonomy places the organism in Eukaryota, Metazoa, Chordata, Aves, Psittaciformes, Psittacidae. The record is from RefSeq and is a predicted model, not a curated record. Gene Ontology annotation, molecular function: protein binding.
CAGCGCUCCGCGCCGCCCUUCGGCGCUUGCGCGGCUCCUCGGCGCCUGCGUGCUGGGGAGUGAGGCGGGCGCCGCUGCUUUUGGAGGGCUUGCGGGCGCGAGGCGGCUGGCGGGUCGCUGCAGCACGGUCGGGUGAGGGGAGCGCGGCCCGGCGGCGAGUGUUGGGUGCCCCCGGUUCCCUCCUUCAGGCACGGUGAGGUAGCACCGGGAAGGGGCAGGAAGGCAGGCAGACAGAUAGAUAGGUGGGUAGGUAGGCAGAGGAGAGCCGGCUGGGUCCCGCUGCCUCCUCAUCGUUAUGGCCGGCUCGGAGCAGCCGCCGCCGCGGCGGGAGGAUGGGGAAGCUCCGCUGCCCAUCGAGGACGCGGAGCUGGCGCUGGCCGGCAUCAAUAUGCUGCUGAACAACGGCUUUCGCGAGUCAGACCAGCUCUUCAAGAAAUACAGAAACCAUAGCCCAUUAAUGAGUUUUGGAGCCAGUUUUGUCAGUUUUUUGAAUGCCAUGAUGACAUUUGAAGAAGAAAAAAUGCAGCUGGCCUGUGAUGACUUAAAGGCGACAGAGAAACUUUGUGAAAGCGAAGAAGCCGGAGUUAUAGAAACAAUCAAGAAUAAAAUAAAGAAAAAUGUUGAUGGACGAAAAUCCACUCUAUCCAUGAUGGAUCGUCUACAAAGACAAAUAAUUGUAGCAGACUGUCAAGUCUACUUGGCUGUGCUCUCAUUUGUAAAACAAGAGUUAUCAGCAUACAUAAAAGGUGGGUGGAUACUCCGAAAAGCCUGGAAAAUUUACAAUAAGUGCUAUACGGACAUUAAUACACUUCAGGAAAUAUAUCAGAAGAAAACAACUCGGGAAUCCUUGACUUCUGAUGCUGCAAAUGAUAAUCAUAUUGCUGCAGAAGGUGUAACGGAGGAUUCGCUAAACAGACUGAAAGGUGCUGUUAGCUUUGGAUAUGGACUUUUUCAUCUUUGCAUAUCCAUGGUGCCCCCAAACCUGCUCAAAAUCAUCAACCUGCUGGGUUUUCCUGGAGACCGCCUACAGGGGCUUUCUUCACUGAUGUAUGCAAGUGAAAGUAAGGACAUGAAGGCCCCUUUAGCUACAUUAGCUCUGUUGUGGUACCACACAGUUGUUCGUCCCUUUUUUGCCCUUGAUGGCAGUGAUAACAAGGCAGGAUUGCAAGAGGCAAAAGAAAUUCUUGCAAAAAAAGAAUCUGCUUAUCCAAAUUCUUCUCUGUUCAUGUUCUUCAAGGGAAGGAUACAGCGAUUAGAGUGUCAAAUCAAUAGUGCCUUGACCUCAUUUCAUACCGCUUUGGAACUUGCAACAGACCAAAGGGAGAUUCAACAUGUCUGCUUAUAUGAAAUAGGUUGGUGCAGCAUGAUAGAGAUGAAUUUCAAAGAUGCAUUUGAAUCCUUUGAAAGGCUUAAAAAUGAAUCCAGGUGGUCCCAGUGCUACUAUGCUUAUUUAACAGCAGUAUGUCAAGGAGCCACUGGUGAUGUCAGUGGUGCUCAGAAUGUGUUCAAGGAAGUUCAGAAGCUUUUCAAAAGGAAAAACAAUCAGAUUGAACAAUUUUCAGUGAAAAAGGCAGAUAGAUUUAGAAAGCAAAUGCCAACCAAAGAACUAUGUGUCCUGGCAUCUAUUGAAGUAUUGUACUUGUGGAAAGCCCUUCCAAACUGUUCCCUCUCGAACCUACAGCACAUGAGCCAAGCUUGUCAGGAUGUUGAUGAUCCAUCGGCUGUUGGUUUGAGGAAUUUGCUUCUUGGUGCCAUACAUAAAUGCUUAGGAAAUUCUGAAGAUGCUGUUCAGUUCUUUCAGCGAGCUGCUAAAGAUGAACUGUGCCGUCAGAACAACUUAUAUGUCCAGCCAUAUGCUUGCUAUGAACUUGGUUGUCUUCUGUUAGACAAUCCAGAGACUGUGCCAAGAGGCAAAACCUUACUUCUCCAAGCCAAGGAGGAAUUUACUGGCUAUGACUUUGAGAACAGAUUGCACGUCCGCAUACACGCAGCUUUAGCCUCUCUAAGGGAAGUAGUUCCACAGUGAUGGACCGGAAAUCAUGUUAUCCUUUCCCACAGUUUCUGCACUUUAAGAUGAAGCAGAAGAAAAAGCUGUUGGGAAGACCAGCUUUUCUUCUGCAAACCACUUGUGCCAGAGACACUUUCCGAGUACGGUCAGGGUUGGUAUGGCUUGGUAAAACAUGACAAUUUUAACUAAAAGUAAAUCAACCAGGAAGAAGGUUAAGUGACCUUGUGUUUUUAACUCUUCAGGUUUUAUUUUGUUUAAACCAAGCUGAAAGCAAUUGCUUGUAAUAUUGUGGGUUAGCCUAAAUAAGCACACAUAAUUUAUUUUAACAAUAUUGGCAGGUGCGAUUUUUACCUUUUAAAAUAGGUAAAUUUUAAAAUGAAUUUAAAAUGAAAGGGGAGCACUUCUGGUUUCAUUAGAAUAAUACAAUAAAAAUAAUUGGUAUAAAAGUUGAAGUUGGGAAUGGUCAGAACACUUUGUUUUUUAACUCAAGUGUUAGCCAGUACAAAAAAGGACAAAAACUGUUCAGCCACAAAAAGCAGAUCUUACUAAAUUUUAGUGGCUUAUGCCAGUGACUUCAUGGGGACUAAUCUGUGAAUUUUAAACUUCACAUCCCCUUCCAUUCUUCAUUCCUUCCUCCCAGUCCAGCUCAUAAUUGUGAUAUAAAUGAUGCUAAUAUUUAGGAUCUUCGCUUCUGGUACAUUCCAGCCAAAUACUUACUUUGCUUGACAUGCAGUUAUGGUAUGGGCAGUUCUUAUUUAUGCUUUUAAUAUUCUGAAUAUUGCAUUAAAAUAUAUGGGACAGAUA